This is a messenger RNA of Danio aesculapii, 720 nucleotides long. RefSeq lists its product as uncharacterized. The coding region runs from base 208 to 720 and encodes 170 amino acids. NCBI's taxonomy places the organism in Eukaryota, Metazoa, Chordata, Actinopteri, Cypriniformes, Danionidae. The transcript is spliced from 3 exons. The record is from RefSeq and is a predicted model, not a curated record.
UCCAAAACUAUAAAAGUGAAACAAUGUAGGGAAACUCGAUUUCCGGAGCGGACGCUUUCACAAAUAGCGUUUAUACUUCACACUCCACGUGUUUACGAACAAAGAAAUGCACCUUUGCAUCUGAAACCAUGUUUUAUUGUCGAUUUCUGCUUUAUUUUUAUCUGCUGUAUUUCAGCGCGGCGUUUCGCUUAACAGCCGCGUCUGCACAUGGAAACGCCAAACCGCCAAACUAAUCUACAUUUAGUGAAGCGAAACGCAAUUAAAACCAGGCCCAGCGAUGCUCUCGGAGGGCUUGAACCCGGGGAUCCCGCUCCUGCAUUUCAGGUGCACACUCUGGACGGAGUGUUUGUUUACAGUCCUCGGAAUGAGUCGGGGCGCGCGCUCAUCGUGCACGCGUUCACCAAUAAAUCCGCUUUCCUCGAGUGUUUGUGGACGUGGAGCGAGUCUCUGUCGGACCUGCUGGAUUACCUGCCGUCCAGCACUGAAGUUUUAAUACUGUCCAUGGAUGAGACUGCUGAACAGGACGCUCUCUGGAUGAGGGAACAGGUGUACAGAGCCGCUACUCACAGAGGAAAGGAGAUAUUAUCCAGACUGCAUUUCUCCCCGACGCACGUGUACAAUCUUGGAAACUGGAUACCUAGAGUUUUGUACACAUGGGGAUGUGGAGGACAUAACUGCGGCCUCGCUCAGGUUGUUUUUUCCUCUCCAGUGCUGUACUAG